This is a messenger RNA of Didymella exigua CBS 183.55, 1839 nucleotides long. Its product is annotated as FAD/NAD(P)-binding domain-containing protein. Lineage: Eukaryota; Fungi; Ascomycota; Dothideomycetes; Pleosporales; Didymellaceae. Gene Ontology annotation, molecular function: flavin adenine dinucleotide binding; electron-transferring-flavoprotein dehydrogenase activity. The record is from RefSeq and is a predicted model, not a curated record. The transcript has 2 exons. Gene Ontology annotation, cellular component: cytoplasm. Bases 302 to 1672 code for a protein of 456 amino acids.
GGAUCUGAUAAAAUUCGGCGUUAGGCCAAUCGCAUCCGCAGCUCACCAUCCCUUACCGUCAAACAACGAAGUGGUUGUCAGGAUGGUGCCAGGACUGCCGGAAUGCAAUUUGUGGACUGAUCACUUCCGGACAUGCCGUUACCGAUACCGGUGCAGGGCGGUCUGAGCGGGGCUGCGCGAUAAAACGCCGAAGAAAUCCGGCUCUUAAUCUUAUCAAUCGGUAAUCAGAUCAUCAGUCUUCCUUUUCCUCCAUCCCACCUUUCUACUUCUCAGACCUGUUAUCAGAUUGAUUUUCCUUACAAUGAGGAUGCCAAACCUUACCGAUGCUAUCGGUGGCAUGUCGCUGUCGUCACCGCACCGCGUUCUUGUUGUCGGCUGUGCAUACGGAGGCAUCGCUGCGAUUGUCAACCUCCUCGAGUUGAAUGACGGCAAGGCGAGACAGCCCAUCUAUCCAGGACCAGAUUUCAAUGGAGCAAAGAGCAGGCGAGGCAUCGAAGUCACCGUGAUUGACGAGCGCGAUGGAUACUUCCACUCGGUGGGAGCUCCGCUGGCACACGUAGCGCCAAAAUACACAAGUCACAUGUGGAAACGCUUCUCGCAUCUGAACGAGCUGAAGCAGCCAAAUUUGACAUUUAAGCAUGGCUCAGUCAGAAGAAUUGACCCAGACGCCAAAGUUGCCGAAUGGGCUGAUCGCAGCGGCAAGACCCAGCAGCACGCGUAUGACUAUCUGGUUGUAGCUACAGGUCUCAAGAGGCAUUGGCCCGCCGUGCCAAAGUCUGGUAGCUACGAGGAGUAUCUAAAGGACGGGAAGGCCUUCAUUGAGAAGAUCACUGGCAGCGAUGAAUCGAAUCAUGAAGGGCGACGGGUGGUCAUCAUUGGCGCUGGCGCCGUAGGAAUCGAGUUUGCUGGCGAGAUCAAGACCUACUACCCGAAGAUCGGUGUUACACUGGUACAUUCUCGCGACCAGGUUUUAUCGUCGGAACCACUACCCUCAGAACUCAAGGACCGUGUGGGUACCAUGCUCAAGGAAGAGGGUGUUGAGGUUGUCCUCGGCAACAGAGCGAAUAUCGAGGAGCUGGCCAAUGGUAAAUUCGAGGUUACACUGGCAAAUGGCGAGAAAAUCACAGCGGACUUCGUCAUCGAUUCAACAAGAAAGGGCACGCCUACCACAGACAUUUUGCCAGCAGCCUGUUUGAACGAAGACAAGGAGGUGAAGGUUGACAACAGCCUCAUGUUCAAGGACACGAUCGCCAACCACAAAUACCACUUCGGUGUUGGCGACGUGAUUCAAUGGACCGGCAUCAAACGCGCUGGAAGCGCAACGGUCAUGGGCCAAGCUGCAGCCAUGAACAUUUAUUCUUCAAUUUUGAACUCCGAGUUGCCAGAGUCAGCACCAGAAGCUGACCGCUACGGCAAGACUGAGCUCCCUUCUUGGGAUGCUGUCAUUGGCAUCGCAGUCGGCAAGCAGUGUCUGACCUAUGAUCCGAAGAACGGCAUCAAGUAUGGCCCCGAGGUAUUACAGUCCUACUUCGGGGAGGACCUGGGCUGGAGUGCAAGUCUCAAAUACAUGGGUUUGACAGACACCAUCGAUCCCGUCGAGCUCGAGAUCAAAGAGCCUGAGGCAACAAAGCUUACAGAGGUUGGAAUUAAUCCCGUCAGCAUCACAGCAUAGGCUAUCGUUGCGCCGCGCUUGGCUUGUUCAUCUUCACUACUGAUCAACUUUUAGCUAGCCCUUGGUAAUCCCAAAGCAAAUGUGCAUACAUGUUCCAAGCCUCGUUCCAAGACAGACAUCAAAAGACAAUCUUCACAACCCUCUACGAAAAAAAAUAGGAAGCAGCA